UCACUUCCCGUCGACGGCGCGCACGUGGGAGGAAGUCCCGGUGCCGCGGCUGCCGCUCCCGCCUGUCUGUCUGGUUACGUUCGUCGAGGGCCGCGCCGCUGCUAUGGGAGGCCCGGCUUUCUCUCGCUGGCUCAGCCGCAAGUCCCCGUCCAUCAUUGUCGACUGCGUGGAAGAGAAGCCAAAAGAAUGCAAUGGUGUAAAGAUUCCUGUUGAUGCCAGUAAACCUAAUCCAAAUGACGUGGAGUUUGGUAAUCUGUAUUUGGAUAUGAAUGGAAUCAUCCAUCCCUGUACUCAUCCUGAAGACAAACCAGCACCAAAAAACGAAGAUGAAAUGAUGGUUGCAAUUUUUGAAUACGUUGACAGACUUUUCAAUAUAGUAAGACCAAGACGACUUCUCUGCAUGGCAAUAGAUGGAGUGGCACCACGUGCUAAAAUGAGCCAGCAGCGUUCGAGGAGGUUCAGAGCAUCAAAGGAAGGAAUGGAAGCAGCAGUAGAGAAGCAGCGAGUCAGGGAAGAAAUACUGGCAAAAGGUGGCUUUCUUCCUCCAGAAGAAAUAAAAGAAAGAUUUGACAGCAACUGUGUUACACCAGGAACCGAGUUCAUGGAUAAUCUUGCUAAAUGCCUUCGCUAUUACAUAGCUGAUCAUUUAAAUAAUGAUCCUGGGUGGAAAAUUUUGACAGUUAUUUUAUCUGAUGCUAGUGCUCCUGGUGAAGGAGAACAUAAAAUUAUAGAUUACAUUAGAAGACAAAGAGCUCAGCCUAACCAUGACCCAAACACUCAUCAUUGCUUAUGUGGAGCAGAUGCUGAUCUCAUUAUGCUCGGCCUUGCUACAUAUGAACCCAACUUUACCAUUAUUAGAGAAGAAUUCAAACCAAACAAACCCAAGCCAUGUGCUCUUUGUAAUCAGUUUGGACAUGAAGUUAAGGACUGUGAAGGUUUGCCAAGAGAAAAGAAGGGAAAGCACGAUGAACUUGCAGAUAGUCUUCCUUGUGCAGAAGGGGAGUUUAUCUUCCUUCGUCUUGAUGUUCUUCCUGAGUAUUUGGAAAGAGAGCUCACCAUGGCCAGCCUACCGUUCACAUUUGAUGUCGAGAGGAGCACUGAUGACUGGGUCUUCAUGUGCUUCUUUGUGGGAAAUGACUUCCUUCCUCACCUGCUGUCGUUAGAGAUUUGGGAAGGUGCAAUUGACCGUUUGGUUAACAUAUACAAAAAUGUGGUUCACAAAACUGGGGGAUACCUUACAGAAAGUGGUUAUGUCAGUCUGCAAAGAGUACAGAUGAUCAUGUUAGCAGUUGGUGAAGUUGAGGAUAGCAUUUUUAAAAAGAGAAAGGAUGAUGAGGACAGUUUUAGAAGACGACAGAAAGAAAAGAGAAAGAGAAUGAAGAGAGAUCAACCAGCUUUCACUGCUGGUGGAAUAUUAACCCCUCAUGCCUUGGGUUCAAGAAAUUCACCAGGUUCUCAAGUAGCCAGUAAUCCGAGACAAGCAGCCUAUGAAAUGAGGAUGCAGAAUAAUUCUAGUCCUUCAGUAUCUCCUAAUACGAGUUUCACUUCUGAUGGCUCCCCGACUCCGAUAGGAGGAAUUAAGCAAAAAGCAGAAGACAGUGACAGUGAACCUGAACCAGAGGAUAACGUCAGGCUUUGGGAAGCUGGUUGGAAGCAGCGGUACUACAAGAACAAAUUUGACGUUGAUGCAGCUGAUGACAAAUUCCGUUGUAAAGUUGUACAGUCUUACGUUGAAGGGCUCUGCUGGGUUCUUCGAUAUUAUUACCAGGUACAAAAUGAAUAUUUUCCUCUAAAUCUCUAGUUAAUCAUUUUAAGAAAAUAGUUAUUUCUAUAAUAGUGUGUGUUGUUGAGCUAUAUUCUGAAAUUGAACCCAGACUCAUAUUUUCAAGCUUCCUAUAAAGAAAUUCAUUACUUAUUAAAUAAGAUUUGUUUGUAAAGCCUUUGAAGCUCCUUAGGUGUUAAUAUAUAAACGAAGCUAAUUUUUGUUAUGCUAAAGAAUUUCAGCAUUAAAUACUGUGGUUGAGAGUACUUGGUC
Diceros bicornis minor is the source of this 2035-nucleotide messenger RNA. Its product is annotated as 5'-3' exoribonuclease 2-like. Gene Ontology annotation, cellular component: nucleus. Gene Ontology annotation, biological process: nuclear-transcribed mRNA catabolic process. Gene Ontology annotation, molecular function: RNA binding; 5'-3' RNA exonuclease activity. NCBI's taxonomy places the organism in Eukaryota, Metazoa, Chordata, Mammalia, Perissodactyla, Rhinocerotidae. The transcript is spliced from 17 exons. Bases 104 to 1801 code for a protein of 565 amino acids. The record is from RefSeq and is a predicted model, not a curated record.